Drosophila virilis is the source of this 265-nucleotide messenger RNA. RefSeq lists its product as uncharacterized. NCBI's taxonomy places the organism in Eukaryota, Metazoa, Arthropoda, Insecta, Diptera, Drosophilidae. The record is from RefSeq and is a predicted model, not a curated record.
GGUAUUUCCACAUGUGUCAAUAGGCACAGUCACACUGUGUCUAUUGACAAUGCCGCUUGGAGACGCUGGGCGAAUUGCUGUUUGUUGGGCAUUUUUAACCGUUGGUGGAGUGUAUGCAUUUGUAUUGUCAAAAAGAUCAGUAGAAGGCCGCAGAUUCGAGACAUUACGUGUGCGAGAGCGCAUGAAAAAGGCAAACCACGGUGAAUACGAUCACACAAUUUCGGACAGGCGCUUCGACUAGAAAACAACUGCAAAUACAAUCAAA